AUGGACAAGUUUGAGUUAGAAAAGAAAGUAAUUUCUGAAGAUGGUGAGGAGCAAAGGCAAGAAUUCAAAGGCAAGAAAAAGCAGCUUGGAGGUGUAAGAACAAUGCCAUUCAUCCUUGCAAAUGAAAUAUGUGACCGAUUUGCCGGCGCCGGAUUUCAUGCCAACAUGAUCACAUACCUCACUCAGGUCCUCAACCUGCCCCUCGUCAAGGCCUCCAACACCCUUUCCAAUUUCGGCGGCACCUCCAACUUCACCCCUAUCAUCGGAGCUUUCCUAGCCGACUCCAUUGCCGGCCGGUUUUGGACCAUCGUCAUCGGCUCCAUUUUCUACUUAAUGGGGAUGAUAACAAUCACAACUUCGUCCAUCCUCCCUCAGCUGCGUCCCCUGCCGUGCCCCACCCAAGUCGACUGUCGUGAGGCCUCCGACCGUCAGCUGUGGGUCCUCUACACCGGCCUCCUCCUCACUUCCCUCGGCACCGGUGGCCUUCGCCCGUGCGUCGCCACCUUUGCAGCCGAUCAAUUCGACAUGGCCAAGCAGAAAAUCGACCCGACCGCAUGGAAUUUCUUCAAUUGGUACUUCUUCUCCAUGGGCGCGGCCUCCCUCCUCGCCCUCACCGUCGUCGUUUACGUUCAGGACAACAUCAGCUGGUCGUGGGGCCUCGGCAUUCCCACCAUCGCCAUGGCCUUGUCGUUGGUGGCUUUCGUAGUCGGGUCCUCUUUGUACCGAAAGAUCCGACCUGGCGGAAGUCCGUAUGUCCGGGUCGCGCAGGUGGUCGUCGCGGCUUUUCGAAAGAGAAAAGUAGAUAUACCGAGUGAUCCUAAUUUGUUGUACCGAAACAGAGCUCUCGACGCGCGUAUAUCAACCGACGGGACGCUACUCCAUUCGGACCAAUUUAGCUUCACGAUCCAGCAGGCACGCACCAUGGACCGCCACUUAUCCCAUUCGUUUCAGAUACCCCCGGCCUCGAUGUCGAUCUUCUCCACUCUCACCGUCCUCGUCACCCUCCCGCUCUACGACCGACUCCUUCUCCCCCUCGCACGUCGUCUCACCUCCAACCCGGUUGGGAUCACCUCCCUCCAGAGAAUGGGAAUCGGCUACACCAUCAGCAUUUUUGGGAGCAUCGUUUCGGCCCUUGUCGAGAUAAGACGAAAGAAUGCAGCCGCAAAGUACGGGCUGCUCGAUCGGCCGGCUGCAGUAGUGCCAAUUAGCGUGUUUUGGCUGGUGCCACAAUACUGCGUGCAUGGGCUAUCAGAGGUUUUUAUGGCAGUCGGGCACAUGGAGUUUCUGUACGACCAGUCGCCCGAGAGCAUGAGGAGCACGGCGUCUGCGCUUUACUGGAUCGCGAUCGCGAUCGGGAACUAUUUGAGCACGGGUAUGGUGAGCUUGGUGCACGGGUGCACGGGAAGUAAGGAGAAUUGGUUGCCAGAUAGGAAUUUGAAUCGGGGGAAGCUUGAGAAUUACUAUUGGCUGGUGACUUGUGUGCAAGUGGUGAACCUUGUGUACUAUGCCGCGUGCGCGUGGUGCUACACUUACAAACCGAUAGGAGAGGCUAUGGAGAGUGAGGAUGUCGAGUCCGAUGAAGAGGAUGGAAAGGUGAGAAGUGCAGAAAGUGUGGUGUACGAAGGGGUUCUUGAUGGGAAGAAAGUGGCCGUCAAGAAGCCCGUUUUGUCUACCUCCGGCGACCUAGAUAAGUUCCACAAAGAGUUGCAGCUGCUCAGCAAGUUGAAUCACCCAGGAAUAUUAAAGCUUGUGGCAGCACAUGCUAGGCCGCCGAAUUAUAUGUUUUUCUUCGAAUUUUACGAGGCUGGAAAUCUUGCGCGAAAACUGCAUGUGGAAGAAUGGAGUCCGAGCUUUGGUCAAGCUAUUGAAAUCUCUGCUCAUUUAGCACAAGCUCUGCAAUAUCUGCAUAGCCUCGGGAUUGUUCAUAGGGAUGUUAAACCAGCAAAUAUUCUUCUUAACGAUAAUCUUCUUCCUCAUCUCGCGGACUUUGGUUUGGCCGAACAUAAGAAAGACCUUCAACAAGUUUCUUCUAGAAACUGGAAAUCCUCUGGCAAACCAACGGGCGGUUUUCAUAAGAAAAAUAUGGUUGGCACGAUUAUUUACAUGGCUCCUGAAGUACUGAGGAAAGAGGUUCAUACUGAAAAAUCAGAUGUGUACAGCUUUGGAGUGACCGUUAAUGAGCUUCUUACUGGUGUAGUCCCGUAUACUGAUCUUCGAGCAGAGGCACAGGCACAUACAGUCUUGGAAAUGAACUACACCGAACAGCAACUUACAGCAGCUGUUGUGUCUGAAGAAUUACGGCCCGUUCUUGCUAGUAAAAAAACGGGCGCAUCAAAUGCUUUUCUCUCUCUAAUACAAAGAUGUUGGGAUUCAGAUCCUCAGACUCGACCCUCUUUUGAUGAUAUAGUGUCUGAACUCCAUUUGAUGUCAGAACGUAGAGAAAAAGAACAAACCUCUACAGAAUCUGUUAAAUCACAUGACCGUUUGGAUAAAACCGAGACGAGAGGCUAUGAACCGACCCCAAAUUGGUACUCGAACGGCCGGAACUUUCCGGAUAAUUCACAACUUUCACCCGAAAAUGUGGGGCCCACGUGGCUAUCUUCGAAUGAUGGUUCGUAUAGUCCUAUGUUGUCCUAUGGAUCCUUCUCAACUUGUGGGAGAAGGGAAACUAUGGAGGACACGCACUUUAUAGUACCAAAAUUUUGCAAUCGAAGUGAUAUAUGUUUUUUCGGGAUCUUGGAUGGUCAUCGAGGUGCUGCAGCCGCUGAAUUUUCGGCUGGGGCCUUACCUCGAAUUUUGUGUAAUCUAGUUUCCAUGCACAGCCCAAAUCAAUCGCUGUUCGAGGCUUUUGUCAAAACUGAUAUCGCAUUUAGGAACGAAUUAAAUUCUCAUCGAAAAAAAUCGAGGGCAGUUAUUCAGAAGAACAUGCACCCCGGGUGUACUGCAACUACUGCUUUAGUAGUUAAAAACAAAUUGUUUGUUGCUAAUGCUGGCGAUUGCCGAACGAUUUUAUGUCGAGCUGGAAUUCCAUACGCUUUAAGCAGGGAUCAUGUGGCGAGCUGUCUUGAGGAGAGAGAACGUGUCAUAAAUGCUGGUGGCGAAGUCCAAUGGCGAGUCGACACGUGGAGGAUCGGUCCAGCUGCUCUACAGGUUACACGGUCCAUUGGUGAUGAUGAUCUCAAGCCUUACGUAACAGCAGAACCUGAAAUAACUGAAACUCUGCUUUCGGCCGAGGAUGAAUAUAUAGUAAUGGCGAGUGACGGGCUGUGGGAUGUUGUGAGCAAUAACGAUGUCGUGAAAAUUAUAAGAGAUACGGUAAAAGAGGCCGGAAUGUGUUCGAAAAGACUAGCGACUGAGGCUGCCGAACGAGGCAGCAAAGAUAACAUAACCGUUAUUGUCAUCUUCCUUCGUCCUGUUUCGACAGCCGAGAGGAUUUAUUAA
Striga hermonthica is the source of this 3441-nucleotide messenger RNA. Lineage: Eukaryota; Viridiplantae; Streptophyta; Magnoliopsida; Lamiales; Orobanchaceae. The record is from the annotation of a GenBank genome assembly.